Molecule: messenger RNA, 1694 nt
Organism: Stegastes partitus (bicolor damselfish)
Lineage: Eukaryota; Metazoa; Chordata; Actinopteri; Pomacentridae
Product: mitochondrial sodium/hydrogen exchanger 9B2
Exons: 12
Coding region: 2-1486 (494 amino acids)
Biological process (GO): proton transmembrane transport
Cellular component (GO): membrane
Molecular function (GO): antiporter activity
Source: RefSeq, a predicted model, not a curated record
GAUGGCCGCCUCAGACUCGUCGUCCUGCUGUGCGUCCUGCGUCGGCCUGAAGGACAGAUGUCCUCGUCCUCAGGGACUCCUCAACCUGCUCGUCACCAAACUGUGCCUCUUCGCCCUGCUGUUCGGGGUGGUCUGGUCCAUCACCGGCCAGCAGUGUCUGCCUGGAGGGAACCUGUUCGGCAUCGUCAUCCUCUUCAUCUGCUCCGUCCUCGGAGGGAAGCUGGUCGGACUCAUCCAGCUGCCCACGCUGCCCCCCUUCCCUCCACUACUUGGCAUGCUGCUGGCGGGCCUGCUGUUGCGUAACGUUCCCUACAUCACCGAUGCCAUCUUCAUCGACACUCACUGGUCUGCAGCUCUGAGGAACAUCGCGCUGUCCAUCAUCCUGACCAGAGCCGGGCUGGGCCUCAACCCCUCGGCGCUGCGGCGGCUGAAGGCGGUGUGCGUUCGUGUCGCCGUCGGUCCCUGCAUGGUGGAGGCCUGCACCGUGGCCGUGGUUUCUCACCUGCUGCUGGGGCUGCCCUGGGUCUGGGGCUUCAUCCUGGGCUUCGUUCUGGCUGCAGUGUCUCCAGCAGUCGUGGUUCCGUCCAUGCUGCUCCUGCAGAGGGAAGGAUUCGGAGUCGAGAAGGGAAUCCCCACCCUGCUGAUGGCUGCUGGGAGUUUCGAUGAUAUUCUGGCUAUAACAGGAUUCUCCACCUGCCUGGGAAUCGCCUUCUCCACAGGUUCUACAUGGAUGAACAUCCUGAAAGGUCUGCUGGAGGUGGUGGGAGGCGUCAUAGCUGGACUCAUCCUGGGCCUGUUCCUGUGCUUGUUCCCCAGCAAAGACCAGGAGGACCUGGUGCUGAGGAGAACCCUCAUGCUGCUGGGUCUGUCCAUAUUUUCGGUGUUCUUCAGUCAUGUUGUUGGUUUUGCCGGAGCCGGUGGUCUCUGCACGCUGGUUCUGUCCUUCCUGGCUGCCCUCGGCUGGAAGGCCGACAAGGCCCCGGUGGCAGCCAUGGUGGGUCAGUCAUGGGAUGUAUUCCAGCCACUCCUGUUUGGCCUGAUCGGAGCUGAAAUCACCAUAGCAACCCUGAACCCGAGCACUGUGGGUCUGGGCAUGGCCUGCAUCCUGAUCGGCCUGGUGAUCCGGCUACUCGUUACUUUCGUGCUGGUCCAUUAUGGAGGAUUCAACCUGAAGGAAAAGUUCUUCAUCGCUGUGGCGUGGCUGCCGAAGGCCACCGUGCAGGCUGCGAUUGGCUCCAAGGCGCUGGACAUGGCGAGGGAGGAGGGUGACGAGGCCUCGAUGAAGUUUGGUUUGGAUGUGCUAACGUUAGCCGUGUUAGCCAUCCUGACCACGGCGCCCAUCGGUGCGCUGGGCAUCGGCCUGGCCGGGCCACGCCUCCUGGCUCGGCAGGUCAAAGCAGAUGUGGUGGACGACGAAGCCUCGGCUCCCUGUCGCAACAGCAUUGUUCAAGAAAAAGACAGCGUGACCCUCGAGAGCAAACUUUGAGGCUUCUGACUGGACAAAUGGACUCUGACUAUAUUUGCAGCACUCCAUGUGUUCACUCAUUACAUAGAUGAUCAACUGUAUGUAGCUGCUGGAGGUUUUUAGAUGUAUUUUCUGCAUGUUUCUUCUGUGCUUUGAUUGUUUACCUGCAGUCCAUGUGCAAAUGUGUUUGUGUUUAUGAUGCUAAUGACAGUAAAAGCAGAGAAAUCCU